Molecule: messenger RNA, 1008 nt
Organism: Pochonia chlamydosporia 170
Lineage: Eukaryota; Fungi; Ascomycota; Sordariomycetes; Hypocreales; Clavicipitaceae
Product: Sec14 cytosolic factor
Exons: 4
Coding region: 1-1008 (335 amino acids)
Source: RefSeq, a predicted model, not a curated record
AUGGAUCUGGACCCUAAAUAUGAUGAAUAUGACUUCCCCCAUACGGCGGCCAUGUCACAAAACGGACAUGCGGGGCAUUUGACCGAUCUGCAGAUUGCCCAAGUUCAUCAGUUGCGAAUGAUGCUGGAGGCCGAAGGGUAUACGGAUCGUCUAGAUACCCUAACAUUGUUGCGAUUCCUCCGUGCACGAAAAUUUGAUGUCAAUCUAGCGAAGCAGAUGUUCGUUGAUUGUGAGAAGUGGCGAAAGGAGACCAAACUGGACGAGGUCCUCCCUGCCUGGGACUACCCUGAGAAGUCCGAGCUUGCUAAGUACUACAAGCAAUUCUACCAUAAGACAGAUAAGGAUGGUCGUCCUUUGUACAUCGAGACACUUGGUAGUAUUGACAUGACCGCCAUGUUAAAAAUCACUUCUGCCGAGCGUAUGCUUACCAACUUGGCCGUUGAGUACGAGCGCGUCUCUGAUCCUCGGCUUCCUGCCUGCUCGCGUAAGGCUGGCUCCCUCCUUGAGACUUGCUGUAGCAUUAUGGACCUUAAGGGCGUUACACUUACCAAGGUGCCUUCGGUCUACUCCUAUGUUAGCCAGGUUACGGUGAUAUCUCAAAACUAUUAUCCUGAGCGUCUAGGCAAGCUUUACCUAAUUAACGCACCCUGGGGUUUCUCUACUGUCUGGAGUGUUGUUAAGGGCUGGCUUGAUCCCAUUACUGUUGACAAGAUUCAUAUUUUCGGCUCUGGGUAUCAGACAGAAUUACUCAAACAAAUUCCCGCUCAGAACUUACCAAAGGAAUUCGGCGGUACCUGCGAAUGUGAGGGGGGCUGCGAGAACUCUGAUGCUGGCCCUUGGCAUGAGGCCGAGUGGGUUAAGCCCGCCAAGUGGGAGAAGACCGGGCAUGAUGCUGUUGCCACUGAUAUUACCUCUGAUGCUAAGGAAACGGAAGGCCCUGAGGUGGCGACAGGCGUUAAGUCCGUUCCUGUUCGUGAAUCUAUGGGAGCGGCCACGCAACCUGUGUAA